AUGCACGGCUUGUGCAGACAAGGACGAGUGCUCCCAGCCGGCACGCGGUUCAACCCUGAAGUCUCUCCAUACAGCGCCGACGAAGUCAACAUCAAGGCAACCGACAUCAAAACCAAGGCUGCCAAUGGAACGGAUUUAAAAUGGUGGCGACCCCACGACAUUAUCGAAGACAUGGUCAAGACAGAAGAAAUUGAAGGACAAGAAAACUUUGCCGACGACGAAAAGAUGAUCUACUUUUUCAGGGAAAACAAGCUCAAUGCAAAAGAACGACUUAAUCCGCGAAACUUUUUGAUGGAAUCUGUCUUUUGCGAUCCAAAACCGAUUCCGAAAGACCAAUUUCAACAGGGCGGGAUGACACUUGGAACUGGAAUGAGCGAGUACGACAUUGAGCUGAGCGCAGGACCUGUUCCCAAAAUGAUCAUCUUUACAGGAAUGCCCUAUUCUCAAGCUAGUACAAUGACAUUUGAAAAGUGCAUUUCAAAGACAACAAUGGAGCACCCAUCUUUUAAAAUUCAAGAAUUUACCAUUUACAUUGACGGGCAGCCUGCAUAUCGAUCUCCUUGGUCAACUGCAACUCAGCACUACAUCAACUUUAUGAAGCACAAUGGACGAUGGGAGAAUGCAGCUACAGCUAGCGGACUCGAUUAUUUUGUCUUUAAAGGGCAAAAUUGGUUGGUGCCGCUCAUUUUCGACAAUGAUGGCGAGGGGCAAACGGCACUUGUCACUGCAAAAAUCAAAUUUGCGGAUACGCUUGUGCAACAAUGGGAUGCAAUGAUUAUGCGAUUGCCAGUGCGAGAGCUGUUUUUGGACGCCAAAGCUCGAGAGGCAUCUGUGGUGGGAACCGCUCGAGUCAUGAAGACGACGGCUUGUGGCACCAAACGAAGGGCCGAAACUAUCCCACCGCCUCCCAAGGUUGCGCCCAAACGAAGACGAAAGGGCUAA
Molecule: messenger RNA, 942 nt
Organism: Oikopleura dioica
Lineage: Eukaryota; Metazoa; Chordata; Appendicularia; Copelata; Oikopleuridae
Source: the annotation of a GenBank genome assembly